CAUAGGACUCUAUUCUUCUGUAUAAAAAAACCCAAACAACUCUUUUUCUCCAUAUUCAAGGGUUAACCAAUACACACACUCAAACUCUCACACACAUACACACAAGAACCCUAUAUAUACAAACAUAUAUAAUAUAUAUAUAUAUUUUCUGGGCUUUUCCUUAUUUAGGGCUCAAACCCACAAGACAUAUAAACCCUUAAUUCAUUUAUGUUUUAUCAAAACCAUCACUUGUUUAAUAUCUCUACAAAACUCCAUUGUAAAAGAGUGUAGAGUGCUUUAAUGGCUGGAAAUCUAAGAUCGAGCUUGCCGUCAAGAUUACGGCAGCUUAUUUCUGGUGAAGGACAUAUGGGUCCUAAUGUUAAACUUGAUUCUGAGACUCCCCCGAAAGUGAAGGCUUUCAUAGAUAAGGUGAUUCAGUGUCCAUUGCAAGACUUAGCAAUUCCUCUUUCAGGUUUCCACUGGGAAUACAACAAGGGUAAUUUUUAUCAUUGGAGGCCGCUGUUUCUUCAUUUUGACACCUACUUCAAGACAUACUUGUCUAGCAGGAAGGAUCUCCUUCUGGAAGAUACUCUAGAAGAUGAUACUCCUUUCCCUAAGCAAUCAGUUCUCCAGAUUCUUCGUGUGAUGCAAAUAAUCUUAGAGAAUUGCCACAACAAAAGUUCUUUUGAUGGCCUAGAGCAUUUCAAGCUCUUGCUUGCAUCAACAGACCCCGAAGUUCUCAUUGCAACCUUGGAGACUCUUUCAGCAUUCGUGAAAAUAAAUCCUUCAAAACUUCAUGCAAGUGGGAAACUGGUUGGAUGCGGGGCGAUAAACAGUUGUCUUUUGUCAUUAGCUCAAGGAUGGGGAAGCAAGGAAGAGGGUUUGGGCUUAUAUUCGUGUGUUAUGAUGAACGAAAGAACCCAAGAUGAAGGUCUAAGCUUGUUCCCAUCUGAUAUACAGACCGAAAAUGACAAUUCCCAAAACCGUGUAGGUUCUACCCUCUAUUUUGAGUUGCACGGUACAAACCCUCAAAGCAUGAGUGUUAUUCACAUUCUGGAUCUUCAUCUGCGCAAGGAAGAUGAUUUAUCUUUGAUGAAGUCAAUCAUUGAGCAGUACAAUGUUCCUCCUGAGCAUCGAUUUUCGUUGUUGACUAGAGUUAGAUACGCUCAUGCGUUCCGUUCUUCAAGAAUAUGCAGAUUGUACAGCAAAAUUAGCUUGCUUGCCUUUAUUGUUCUAGUUCAAGCAAGUGAUUCUCAUGAUGAAUUGGUGUCUUUUUUUGCCAACGAGCCAGAAUAUACAAAUGAGUUAAUCAGAUUAGUAAAAUCUGAAGAGACAAUACCUGGGACAAUUCGCACACUUGCAAUGCAUGCUCUUGGAUCUCAACUUGCUGCAUAUUCAUCAUCUCAUGAGAGGGCACGAAUUCUAAGUGGGUCCAGCAUGAGUUUUGCUGGUGGAAAUCGCAUGAUUCUUCUUAAUGUCCUGCAAAGGGCGAUUUCGUCUUUAAACAACACCAGCGACCCAUCAUCUGUUGCAUUUGUUGAAGCACUCCUUCAAUUUUAUUUGCUUCAUGUGAUAUCUACAUCAAGUUCCGGGAGUGUUAUACGGGGAUCAGGGAUGGUUCCGACCUUUUUACCCCUUCUAGAAAAUUCAAAUCCUUCACACAUGCAUCUUGUAUGUUUGGCUGUGAAGACGCUGCAAAAACUCAUGGACUACAGCAAUUCAGCUGUCACUCUUUUCAAGGACUUGGGAGGAGUUGACCUUUUGACCAACAGACUGCAGAUAGAAGUAGCUCGGGUGAUUGAUCUAGAAAUAGGAGACGAUAUUUUAAUGAGCAUCGGGGAGUCCUCAAACACAAACCAUAAUGUUGAUUCACUUUAUUCACAGAAACGUCUUAUUAGAGUUUUGUUGAAGGCACUUGGUUCUGCUACUUACGCUCCAUUAAAUUCAACCCGACCUCAUGGGGGUCAUGAUGUUUCUUUACCAGCCACCCUCUCUAUGAUCUUUGAAAACGUGAAUAAGUUUGGAGGGGACGUGUAUUCAGCUGCUGUUACUGUUAUGAGUGAAAUGAUUCACAAAGAUCCCACUUGUUAUGCAUCGUUGGAUGAAUCGGGUCUUCCCAAUGCUUUUCUAGCAUCAGUAAAAGCGGGAGUUCUUCCUUCUUCAAAAGCUCUUACAUGUGUUCCUAAUGGCAUUGGUGCUAUUUGUCUCAACCCUAAGGGGUUAGAAGCAGUUAAAGAAACCUCAGCAUUAAGGUUUCUGGUUGACGUUUUAACUGAUAAAAAAUAUGUGAUUCCAAUGAAUGAUGGAAUUGUGCCAUUGGCAAAUGCUGUUGAGGAGCUCUUACGUCAUGUGUCCACAUUAAGGGGUACUGGUAUGGAUAUGAUUAUUGAGAUUAUCAAUAAAAUUGCUUCAAUAGAGGAUGACAAGGGUAAAACUGGAAAAGUUAACGAGGGUAAUGCUAUGGAUAUGGACACUGAAGAUAAAGAAAAUGUAGGCCCAUGUCUAGUUGGUGCUACAGAUUCAGGGUCGGAAGGAAUAUGUGAUGAGCAGUUUAUUCAAUUAUGCAUCUUUCAUGUGAUGGUGUUAGUUCACCGAACAAUGGAGAAUGCUGAAACAUGCAGGUUAUUUGUUGAAAAAGCAGGGAUUGAGGCUUUGUUGAAGCUUUUAUUAAGACCGAGUAUCACUCAAUCAUCUGAAGGGAUGUCUAUUGCUUUGCAUAGCACCAUGGUUUUUAAAAGUUUUACUCAACAUCACUCUGCUCCUUUAGCACGGGCCUUUUGUUCAGCCCUUCGGGAAUAUCUGAAGUCAACUUUGGAUGGUUUUGGUGUUCUUUCUGGAUCGUUUCUGCUGGACCCGAAAGCAACAUCACAUUCUGGAGUUUUUUCUUCACUUUUCCUUGUCGAGUUCCUUUUGUUUCUUGCUGCUUCAAAAGACAACAGAUGGGUCACAGCUCUGCUUCAAGAAUUCGGGAAUGAUAGCAAGGAUGUUCUAGAAUCUAUUGGAAAAACUCAUCGGGAAAUAUUAUGGCAGCUUGCAUUACUUGAAGAUUCAAAGUCUGAAAUGCAGGAUGAUAAUGGUGGCUCUGGUGAUGGGUCUCGCCACUCUGAACCUAAUGCUUCAGAAUCCGAAGAGCAAAGAUUUAAUUCCUUUAGGCAGUUUCUCGAUCCGUUAAUGAGGAGACGGAUGUCGGGAUGGAGUUUUGAGUCACAGUUUUUUGAUCUGAUUACUUUGUAUCGUGACCUUUCUCACACUUCUGGUCCUCCACAGCAUCUUGGGGGGAGCAGCCACCAAUCACUGCCUUCUGGGACUUCUGAUGGCGCUAGCAGUGAUGGUGCACGGGAAGCUGACAAGCAAAGGUCACAUUAUGCUUCUUGUUGUGAUAUGAUGAAGUCGCUCUCAUUGCAUAUUACACAUUUGUUUCAAGAGCUAGGAAAGGCGAUGUUACUUCCUUCUAGAAGACGAGAUGAUAUGGUGACGGUUACUCCUGCUUCCAAAUCUGUGGCUUCUACAUUUGCCGCCAUCACAUUUGACCACAUGAACUUUGAAGGUCAUGUAAAGCCUUCUGGAUCUGUGACAUCGUGGUCACCAAAGUGUCGGUUUCUUGGUAAGGUUGUAGAUUUUAUUGAUGGAAUUUUACUAGAAAAACCUGACACCUGCAACCCUGUUCUGCUGAAUUGUUUAUAUGGUCGUGGUGUAAUUCAGUUGGUUUUGACCACUUUUGAAGCUACCAGUGAGUUGCUUUUCUCAGUCAACAGGACGCCUGCAUCUCCAAUGGAGACGGAUGAAGGAGCUCCGAAACCCUACUCAGAAGAAACUGUUUGGUCAUGGAUAGAUGGUCCAUUAGCCAGUUAUGGUAAACUUAUGGAUCAUCUAGUGACAUCAUCUUUUAUCUUGUCAUCAUUCACAAAGCAUUUUCUUACACAACCGCUUGUAACCGGAGACAUUGCAUUUCCACGUGAUGCCGAAGUAUUUGUGAAGGUACUUCAAUCUUCAAUUUUGAAAGCUGUGCUUCCUGUGUGGUCGCAUCCACUGUUCGCAGAUUGUAGUGAUGAUUUCAUUGCUACUGUUAUUUCGAUUAUUCGUCAUGUUUUUUCUGGGGUUGAAGUGAGAAGUGCAAGUAACACGGGAUCACGCCCCGUGGGCCCUCCUCCAAAUGAAACUACGAUUUCCACAAUCGUAGAAAUGGGCUUUACCAGAGCGCGAGCAGAGGAAGCGUUGAGACAAGUGGGAUCAAACAGUGUGGAAUUAGCAAUGGAGUGGCUGUUUUCACAUCCAGAAGAAGUCCCAGAGGAUGAUGAACUUGCUCGAGCACUUGCUAUGUCUCUUGGUAAUUCUGGAACCGAUGCAAAAGAUAGUACUGUUACAAAUGAAAGUAGUCAGCCGAUUGAAGAGGAAACUGUGCAGUUACCACCUGUAGAUGACUUGUUGUCUACUUGCAAGAAGCUUUUAGAAAUGAAAGAUUCUUUAGCUUUCCCAGUUCGGGAUCUCUUAUCAAUGAUUUGCUCUCAAGAUGAUGGCCGGCACCGAUCAGAUGUUAUAUCAUUUAUUCUAGAACAAGUGAAGCUUUGCAGUGCUGAUUCUGAGGGUGGAAAGAACAACAUGCUGUCAUCCCUUUUUCAUGUUCUUGCCUUGAUUCUUAAUGAGGACAAGGAUGCACGAGAAGUUGCUUCUAAAAGUGGUUUUGUGAAAGUUGCAGCUGAUCUUUUAUCUGAUUGGAAUAACCAUUCACAUGAAAACGGGACAGUGUUUGUUCCCAAAUGGGUGACAGCAGCUUUUCUUGCUGUUGACCGGCUUGCUCAGGUUGACCAAAAGUUGAAUGCUGAUAUUUCAGAAUUGCUAAAGAAAGAUGAUGGUGGUAACGAGAAGUCUAUUGUGAUAGAUGAUGAAAAGCAAAACAAGUCGCAACAAAAUUCUGGAAUAUCUUCCAAGCAUAUUGAUGUUGAUGAGCAGAAGAGAUUUGUUGAGAUAUCGUGUAGGUUCUUAGGAAAACUGCUUCCUGCCGAAACAAUUCAUGCUGUUCUUCAAUUAUGUUCAACACUAACAAGAACUCAUUCUGUUGCUGUUAGUUUCUUAGAUGCUGGUGGUUUGCCUUUACUGCUAUCUUUGCCUACAAGUAGCCUAUUUGUUGGUUUUGAUAAUGUUGCAGCAACUAUUAUUCGCCAUAUUCUUGAAGAUCCCCAAACUCUGCAACAAGCAAUGGAAAGUGAAAUCAAACAUAGUGUUGUGACAGCUUCUAAUCGACAGUCUAACGGAAGACUUACCCCCCGUAACUUUCUGUUAAAUUUGAGUUCUGUCAUUUCACGGGAUCCGGUGAUUUUUAUGCAGGCUGCGCGGGCUGUCUGCCAGAUUGAAAUGAUUGGGGAACGACCGUAUGUUGUCUUGCUGAAAGAUCGUGACAAAGAUAAAUCUAAAGAAAAAGAGAAAGACGAAAAAGAUAAACCACCAACUGCAACUGAUGGUCAGGUCACUUCGGUUAGUAUCACGAAACUUCCCGAGGCAAAUACCAAGAAUGCAAAAUCUCAUCGAAAGCCACCUCAAAGUUUUACUACUGUAAUUGAGCUACUUUUGGAGUCAGUGAUUACUUUUGUGCCUCCUUCAGAAGAAAAGUCAGCUGCGGGAGAGAGUCCUUCAGUAAUGGAUAUGGAUAUUGAUGUUAAUUUAAAUAAGGGUAAAGGUAAAGCUAUUGUAUCGGGAUCUGACGAGAAUGAAGAAAGUGGGCAGGAGUCAUCUGCAUCUUUGGCUAAAGUUGUAUUCAUAUUAAAGCUCUUAAAGGAAAUUCUUUUAAUGUAUGGUCCAUCUGUUCAUGUUCUACUACGAAAAGAUGCUGAAUUAAGUGGAAUAUUUCACCACGUUCUUUGUAUGUUCCUUCCUCAUUUGAGAAGUUCUAAACGUGAAAAAAAGGAUGCCGACUGGAGGCACAAGUUAGCAGGUCGUGCCAGCCAGUUUUUGGUGGCUUCUUGUGUACGUUCUACAGAGGCAAGAAGAAGAAUUUUUAUGGAAAUCAACAACGCUUUUACUGAUUUUGUUGAUAAUUGUAGAGGUAAUCAACCUCCUGGAAGUAGUAUUCAAGCUUUUGUUGAUCUACUUGGAGAUAUACUGGCUGCACGGUCGCCUACUGGUGCUUCAAUAUCAGGAGAAGCUUCGGUUACAUUUAUAGAUGUUGGUCUGGUGAAGUCGCUCACACAAACAUUGCAAAUGUUGGAUUUGGAUCAUGCUGAUUCGCUAAAGAUUGUACCAGGGCUUGUGAAGGUUCUGGAGUCGGUCACUAAAGAGCAUGUUCAUGCUGCUGAGGCUAAUUCUGCAAAAGUUGAUAAUAUGGCAAAACCUUCUGAUCAGGGUCAACAUGGAGAAACAGAGAAUACUGGUGAUAUAUCUCGAUCUACCGAAACUGUAUCUUUACCUAAUGCUAGCUCUGCACCUACAGAAGUUAUCGAGUCUUUUAGUACUGUUCAGACAUAUGGUGGAUCAGAAGCUGUUACAGAUGACAUGGAACAUGAUCAGGAUAUUGAUGGCGGUUAUGCUCCCCCAAGUGAAGAUGAUUACAUGCAUGAAACUUCUGAGGAGACGAGAGGUCUUGAAAAUGGUCUUGCUUCAGUGGGAAUAAGAUUUGAAAUUCAACCUGAUAUUCGUGAGAGCCUUGAUGAAGAUGAUGAGGACAUGUCAGGUGAUGAAGGAGAUGAAGUCGAUGAAGAUGAAGAUGGGGAUGAUGAUGGGCAUAAUGAUCUCGAAGACGAUGAGGUUCAUCAUUUGCCACACCCUGACACUGAUCAAGAUGAUCAUGAGAUUGAAGAUGAGUUUGACGAGGAUAUGAUUGAGGAAGAAGAUGAAGAUGACGAGGAUGAUGAUGAUGGUGGAGUUAUAUUAAGAUUGGGCGAGGGAAUGAAUGGGAUAAAUGUGUUGGAUCAUAUUGAGGUUUUUGGUAGAGACCAUAGUUUUAACAAUGAUACUCUCCAUGUGAUGCCUGUUGAAGUUUUUGGUUCCAGACGUCAAGGUCGUACUACAUCUAUUUAUAAUCUUUUGGGAAGAUCAGGUGACAGUUCUGUUCCGUCUCAGCAUCCACUUUUAUUGGAGCCUUCUGCACGUGCAGUUUCUUCCAGGCAACCAGAUACUCGUGAAGCGUAUCUUGAAAGAAAUUUGGAGCCAUCCUCAUCACGUUUGGAUUCGAUUUUCCGGUCUUUGAGAAACGGUCGUCAUGGACAGCCUAGUCAUCGUCUGAGUAUGUGGAAUGAUGACCCGCAAAGUGGUGGAUCUAAUGCAUCUAGCAUACCCUCAGGCCUUGAGGAUCUUUUGGUUUCUCAAUUGAGCCGUCCAACACCCGAGAAAAGCUCCGAUCAAGACAAGACGGUAAAAGGUCAAACAAAAGUUGAGUCUAGUCAAUCCCAAGAAUCAUCCGGAAUGGUACCUGAAAGUAUUACUGAGAACAAUGCUACAGGUGAUCACAUUGCCUCACGUGAUUCUGAAAGCAUACCAUCAGUUGAUGAACCCCAAGGGAUUAAUGAUGCAGAUGUGCCUGUUGGUCAACCUCAAUCUGUUGAUAUGCAAUUUGACCAAAAUGAUGGUGUCUCGCGUGAUGUUGAAGCUGUGAGUCAAGAAAGUAGUGGAAGUGGGGCUACAUUAGGUGAAAGCCUUCGAAGUUUAGAUGUUGAAAUUGGAAGCGCUGAUGGUCAUGAUGAUGGGGGUGAGAGGCAAGGUCAAAGGAGAACAAAUGUACCACUCAGCACCACAUCAAUAGCUGUAAGAGAUGCUUCUCUUCAUAGUGUAACUGAGGUUUCAGAGAACCCUAGUCAGGAAACAGACCAAAGUGACCCUGGUCAGGAUGCAAAUCGUGAUGGUGCUACUGGUUCUGGUUCUGCACCGAUUGACCCAGCAUUUUUGGAUGCACUUCCUGAGGAGUUACGGGCUGAAGUUCUUUCCGGUCGACAGGGGCCAGUGGCUCAACCCACUCCAAACAGCGAACCACAAAAUGAUGGAGACAUAGACCCUGAAUUUCUUGCAGCACUUCCCCCUGACAUUCGAGCUGAAGUUUUAGCACAACAGCAGGCACAAGGGGUUCACCGUGCACAAGAAUUGGAAGGUCAACCUGUGGAAAUGGAUACCGUAUCAAUAAUUGCUACAUUCCCCUCUGAAUUACGGGAAGAGGUUCUUUUAACAUCCUCUGAUGCGGUUCUUGCUAAUCUCCCACCUGCUCUUGUUGAGGAGGCAAACAUGUUGCGAGAGCGGUUUGCCCGCCGAUACAAUCGGACACUUUUUGGUAUGUUCCCAAGAAGUAGGCGGGGUGAAUCUUCUAGAAGAGGUGAAGGAGUUGGAUCUAGCAUGGAUAGAGCAGGUGGAAUCAUUGCUCGUAGGUCAGGAAGUAAGCCUGUUGAGACUGAUGGAGCUCCUUUAGUUGAUAAAGAGGAUCUUAAAGCCAUGAUUCGGUUGCUUCGUGUUGUUCAGCCACUAUACAAACCGCAGCUCCAGAGACUGCUCUUGAAUUUAUGUGCUCAUGCUGAAACACGUACAUCUGUAGUAAAAAUAUUGAUGGAUCUGCUGAUGCUUGAUAUUAGAAAGCCUGACAAUAGUUUGAGUACCUCCGAGCCAUCAUAUAGACUCUAUGCCUGUCAGAGUCAUGUUAUGUAUUCUCGUCCUCAAUGCUUUGAUGGUGUUCCUCCAUUGGUGUCACGCCGUGUUCUAGAGACUUUGACAUAUCUGGCCAGGAACCAUACAUUUGUUGCAAAACUUUUGCUUCAGUUCAAAUUACCUUCAUUGGACUCUCAGAGUCCAAGUCAUUCUCGUGGAAAAGCCAUCAUGGGUAUUCAAGAUAGUGAAACAGAAAAGCAACAAGAGGACUUACUAGCCAUGACCAUGCUAUUGAGUCUCUUGAGUCAGCCAUUGUAUUUGAGAAGUAUUGCGCAUCUUGAGCAGUUACUAAAUUUGUUAGAUGUGAUCAUUGACAAUGCUGAAAGCAAGCAACCUGCUGCUGAACAUGGAGUAUCUGGUAAUGAAGAAUCACCUGCUGAAAUGUCCAUCUUAGAUGAUAGUAGCGUUGGUGACCCUGACACGAAUACCAAAUCAUCCAAAACUGAUGAUGCCUCCAAGCCCUCAUCUUCUGCUGGUGCUAAUCCAGAUGACGACUCACACACUAUUUUACUGAACUUGCCACAAGCAGAACUGCGCCUUCUCUGCUCAUUGCUUGCUCGUGAAAGUUUGUCCGAUAAUGCAUAUGCUCUCGUGGCGGAAGUAUUGAAGAAAUUGGUAACCAUCGCACCCCGUCACAGUCAUUUAUUCAUAACAGAGCUAGCUGGUGCUAUGAAGAACCUUACAACUUCAGCCAUGGACGAGUUACACCGAUUCAGUGAAAUUGAAAAGGCACUUAUUACUACUACUGCUUCAGAUGGAGCAGCAAUCUUAAGGGUCAUACAAGCACUGAGCUCACUUGUUGCUUCACUUUCUCAAGAGAAAGAUCAAACACUGACUGAAAACAAUCAAACCGCUACUCUUUCCCUUGUUGGUGACAUAAAUUCAGCUUUAGAACCGUUGUGGACGGAAUUGAGCACAUGUAUAAGCAAAAUUGAGAUCUAUUCUGAUACAUCACUCGAUAUAUCCGACUCAUCGAUGAUCUCCUCAAGACCCUCUGGUGCUAUGCCUCCCCUGCCAGCCGGCACUCAGAACAUCUUACCAUACAUAGAAUCUUUCUUUGUUAUGUGUGAGAAAUUGCACCCUGGAAAUUCAGCAGGCACACAAGAAUUUGGUGCAAAUACAGAUGAGGCCACUACUUCUGGACCUUCAAUAAAAGCUGAUGAAAAACACGCAGUGUUCGUGAAGUUUUCAGAAAAGCAUAGGAAGUUACUUAAUGCAUUUAUACGACAAAACCCCGGAUUGCUUGAAAAAUCAUUCUCACUUAUGCUCAAGGUUCCGAGGUUUAUUGAUUUUGACAACAAGCGGUCUCAUUUUAGAUCUAAAAUCAAGCAUCAACAUGAUCACCAUCAUAGCCCUCUAAGGAUUUCUGUAAGACGAGCAUAUAUUCUUGAAGAUUCAUAUAAUCAGUUGAGGAUGAGAUCCACACAAGAUCUGAAGGGUAGGUUGACUGUAAAUUUCCAAGGGGAAGAAGGUAUUGACGCAGGUGGGCUUACCAGGGAAUGGUAUCAGCUUUUAUCGAGGGUUAUAUUUGAUAAAGGAGCUCUGCUUUUUACAACUGUCGGCAACGAUUCAACCUUCCAGCCGAAUCCAAAUUCUGUUUAUCAGACAGAACAUCUCUCAUACUUUAAAUUUGUUGGAAGAGUUGUUGGGAAAGCACUAUUUGAUGGUCAGUUGCUUGAUGUCCAUUUCACGAGAUCUUUCUACAAGCACAUCCUUGGGGCUAAAGUGACAUAUCAUGAUAUUGAAGCGAUUGAUCCGGGUUAUUUCAAGAACUUGAAAUGGAUGCUUGAGAAUGAUAUCAGUGACAUCCUGGAUCUAACAUUUAGUAUCGAUGCUGAUGAAGAGAAGAUGAUUUUGUGUGAAAAAUCAGAGGUAACCGACUAUGAACUGAUCCCGGGAGGAAGAAAUAUUCGAGUGACAGAGGAAAACAAGCAUAAAUAUGUUAAUUUAAUUGCUGAGCAUCGGCUAACAACUGCUAUACGUCCUCAAAUAAAUGCUUUCUUAGAAGGGUUUAAUGAAUUGAUUUCACGGGAUCUGAUAUCUAUCUUUCAUGAUAAGGAAUUAGAACUGUUGAUAAGUGGGCUUCCGGAUAUUGACUUGGAUGACAUGAAGGCAAAUACGGAGUACUCUGGUUAUAGUGCUGGGUCUCCUGUUAUUCAGUGGUUUUGGGAGGUUGCUCAAGGCUUCAGUAAAGAAGAUAAGGCCCGUUUGUUGCAAUUUGUGACUGGAACCUCCAAGGUGCCUUUAGAAGGAUUCAGUGCUUUGCAAGGCAUAUCAGGGGCUCAAAAGUUUCAAAUACACAAAGCAUAUGGAAGGCCUGAUCAUUUGCCCUCAGCUCACACAUGUUUCAAUCAGUUGGAUUUACCAGAGUAUCCUUCAAAGGAGCAUCUGGAAGAGAGACUUCUGCUUGCAAUUCAUGAAGCCAACGAAGGGUUCGGUUUUGGUUAAAAGAGCCAUGAAGUUAAUGAGUGUAGAUAAAAUUUAUCAUGUCAAGCAAAAUCAUAAUCCGUUUUCAGAUUUCAGCAGGAGAGAUACAUGUGUUGAUAUACUGUACAGUUUCAGUUUGUCAAAAUUGAAUGCCUUUUGUUUUUUUUUUGGCGGUUUUCUUUGUUGCCAACUCUCUUAGAAAUCGGAUCGCUUUGCAAUUGUACAUUGGAACAGUUUAUUAGCUGUGCUUAUUAUUGCGUAUUAGCGAUUUUGCAAAUA
Erigeron canadensis is the source of this 11304-nucleotide messenger RNA. RefSeq names its product E3 ubiquitin-protein ligase UPL2-like. Lineage: Eukaryota; Viridiplantae; Streptophyta; Magnoliopsida; Asterales; Asteraceae. Gene Ontology annotation, molecular function: protein binding; ubiquitin-protein transferase activity. Gene Ontology annotation, biological process: proteasome-mediated ubiquitin-dependent protein catabolic process; positive regulation of protein catabolic process; protein polyubiquitination. The transcript has 17 exons. The record is from RefSeq and is a predicted model, not a curated record. Bases 280 to 11046 code for a protein of 3588 amino acids.